Messenger RNA from Rotaria sordida, 1554 nucleotides. NCBI's taxonomy places the organism in Eukaryota, Metazoa, Rotifera, Eurotatoria, Philodinida, Philodinidae. The record is from the annotation of a GenBank genome assembly.
AUGCACACCGUCUUUCGAAUUGGUGAAGUUCGAAAAAUUGAUAAGAAAAGUCCACUUUAUGAAGUGGACCUCAAACUUACGUCGGAUGAUGACCAACAGCUUCGUGAAUUAACCAAUCGUAUACGAGAAGAAUCUUCAGGUGGCACUGGAUGGUAUCGAAUGGGUAAAUUGCUACUCAAAAUUGGUCAAUUUGACAAGGCCGAAGAAUUGUACAUGGCACUACUAGAACAGGCUUCUAACGACAGUGAUAAAGCACAUAUCUAUCACCAGCUUGGAUGGUUGAAAAACGACCAAGGACAAUACAAAGAAGCAGUUUCAUCUUAUGAAAUGUCUCUCAAAAUUAAACGAAAAACUCUUCCAGAAGAUCAUCCUUCAUUGGCUCCUAUGUACAACAACAUUGCUCUAGUGUAUAACGACAUGGGUGACUACUCGAAAGCACUUGAAUUUUACGAAAAAGAUCUCGAAAUCAAGAAAAAAGCUCUGCCUCCGAAUCAUCCCGAUUUGGCUACUUCCUAUACUGGCAUCGGUCAAGUGUAUAACAACAUGGGUGACUACUCGAAAGCACUUGAAUUUUACGAAAAAGAUCUCGAAAUCAAGAAAAAAGCUCUGCCUCCGAAUCAUCCCCAUUUGGCUACUUCCUAUACUUGCAUCGGUCAAGUGUAUAACAACAUGGGUGACUACUCGAAAGCACUUGAAUUUCACGAAAAAGAUCUCGAAAUCAAGAAAAAAGCUCUCCCUCCGAAUCAUCCAGAUUUGGCUACUUCCUAUACUUGCAUCGGUCAAGUGUAUAACAACAUGGGUGACUACUCGAAAGCACUUGAAUUUUACGAAAAAGAUCUCGAAAUCACGAAAAAAGCUCUGCCUCCGAAUCAUCCCGAUUUGGCUACUUCCUACAACAACAUCGGUGGAGUAUAUAACAACAUGGGUGACUACUCGAAAGCACUUGAAUAUUUCAAAAAAACGCAUCAAAUCUACGAAAAUGCUCUGCCUCCAAAUCAUCCUCAUCUGGCUUUUCCAUACAACUGGUUCGGUAAGAUUUAUCGCAGCAUGAAAGAUUAUCCAAAAGCACUUGAGAAUUUCGAAAAAUGUCUCGCAAUAUUUCAAAAAACGUUGCCUGAAAGACAUCCCAAUCAAGCUAUUACAUAUAGUAAUAUUGGUGAUGUUCAUCGAUUAAUGGGUAAUUAUGAAAAGGCAUUUGCAUUUCAUCAAAAAGCAUUAAAUAUUCAAGAGAAUGUUCAAUGUAAUCCUCUGGACUGUGCAUUGACAUAUAUAAAUUUAGGUGAAACUUAUCGUGAAAAGAGUGAUUAUUCAACAGCAUUGACAUAUUUCGAAAAAGGAUUAGAAAUACGUGAAAAUAAAUUACCAACAAAUCAUCCUGAUUUAGCUGUUGUAUAUCAUAAUAUGGCAAAAUUAUACUUGGCCACACGAAAAUAUAGUAUGGCAAUGAAAAAUAUUCAACAAGCAGUUGAAAUAGCUCAAGAAAAAUUACCUUCAACUCAUCCUCAUCUUUUGGAAUACAAAGAAACAUUUGAAAAAAUUCGAAAGAAAAUGUAA